Messenger RNA from Struthio camelus australis, 3015 nucleotides. RefSeq names its product dimethylaniline monooxygenase [N-oxide-forming] 4. NCBI's taxonomy places the organism in Eukaryota, Metazoa, Chordata, Aves, Struthioniformes, Struthionidae. The record is from RefSeq and is a predicted model, not a curated record. Gene Ontology annotation, molecular function: NADP binding; flavin adenine dinucleotide binding; N,N-dimethylaniline monooxygenase activity.
CCUGCCAUGAGUGCAGGCAGCUCGCAUCCUACAGCCUGGUGUCACGAGGGCUUUCCUGUACCCCUCGUGCUCUCUGUUGGGGUGCAUGCAAAAGGAGUGCAUUUUACUGAUUUCCUGGGGACACCAAGUGAGUGUCCGGCACCAGCCUCUUGCAGCAUGGAUACAGCAUGGGAGGCUGGGACCACAGCAGGACGUGGGCAGCCCUCAUGUGCGGAUGCUGCCCUGAGCUUCAUCACGGCUGGUCGCGGUAGCAGAGGAGGUCCUGUGGGAGUCUUUGCAAGCACAUCCCUACGGGGUAUGGGGGUGCAGCUGGACACUGAGCUGCCCAUCACACCAGUCCCGAGCCCCUGCCCGCUGUGGAAGGAGGGGCUACUCCCCUCCCAAAAGAGAUGGGAAAGCACCCACUCCUAGACCAGACUCUGUAGGAUUAGCCAGAUUAGAUGUCCAGCUCCUGGGUGGUUAAAGAUAGGCACAGAAAUCCCUCUGUGACAGUCCUGGGCUGGGGAGUUCACCAUUUCAAGCCCUGCUGAGAUCAGCCCAGAGCUGAUUUAUACGCUUCCUGGUGGUGGGCUCGGGCGAGCCGGGCUCUGCCUGCGCUGCGGGUCGCUGCGCCCAGAUGGAGAACAAACUUUCUGUAAAUGCAUUUAAAUUCAAUAGCAGACAGAAAGAGUGAGCAAGUGUGGGAGUGCAAAGGUAAAGGUUGGAGGUCCGGGAAUGGCAGCGAACCAGAGCUGCACGGACUUUAGCCUGUCAUUUAAAUUUGUGGCUAGAGAAACUCCAAGCAAAGGACGGACGAAUCCUGAAUGGAAAAGGCGCAGCGUUGCCCUGAAAAGGACACCAUGGUGCGACGAGUGGCUGUAAUCGGGGCUGGGGCCAGUGGGCUGGCCUCCAUCAAGUGCUGCCUGGAUGAAGGGCUGGAGCCCACCUGCUUUGAGAGGAGCGAUGACAUCGGGGGGCUCUGGUGCUUUACUGACACAGUGGACUGUGGGAGGACCAGCGUGUACCGGUCAGUCAUCACCAACACCUCCAAGGAGAUGUCCUGCUUCAGUGACUUCCCCUGCCCAGAAGACUUCCCCAACUACCUUCCCCACCACCAACUCCUGGAGUACUUCCGGAUGUACGCUCAGCGCUUCGACCUCCUGCGGCACAUACGCUUCAAGACAACAGUUUGCAGCGUGAGGAAGCGCCCCGAUUUCUCCACCUCGGGCCAGUGGGAUGUCGUCACUGAGACCGAAGCGGGCCAGGAGUCGCACAUCUUCGACGCUGUCAUGGUUUGCACUGGCCAUUACCAGGAGCCCCUUUUGCCCUUGGCUUCUUUUCCAGGUAUUGAAACGUGCUUUAAAGGCCGGCACCUCCACAGCAGGGAGUACAGAGAUGCAGAGGGUUUCCAGGGAAAGCGAGUCCUCGUGGUCGGCAUCGGGAACUCCGGCGGCGACAUCUCCGUGGAGCUGAGCCGCGUGGCUGCAAAGGUAUUUCUCAGUGCCAGGAGCAGCACGUGGGUGUUCAGUCGUAUUUCGGAUCAUGGUUUUCCUUUUGACAUGGUUGUUACCACGCGCUUUAAGCAUUUUCUCGACUGGCUUCUCCCAUCAGCCAUCAUGGAAAGGAUCAGGUUUUGGAAGUUCAACUCAUGGUUUAACCAUACAAACUAUGGCUUGGCUUCUGUUAAAAGUUCCAAGUUUAACAUAAUUAUAAAUGAAGAGCUGCCAUUUUGCCUCCUCUCUGGGACUGUCGUGUUGAAACCAACCGUGAAGGAGUUCACUGAAAGCUCGGCUGUUUUUGAAGACGGGACAACCGAAAACAUCGACGUGGUGCUCUUCGCCACGGGAUACGCAUUCUCAUUUCCCUUCCUGGAAGACUCUGUUCGCAGCCUCUUCAAACAUAGCUGUUCCCUCUAUAAAUGCAUCUUCCCUCCGCAGCUGGAAAAGCCCACGCUGGCCUUCAUCGGCUUAGUACAACUGACAGGCUCUGUGAUGGUGGGAGCAGAAAUGCAGGCUCGCUGGGUGACGGGAAUCUUUGCCGGCUCCAACAAGCUGCCUCCCGUCAGCAGGAUGAUGGCAGAUAUUUCAAAGAAGGAGAAGCAGCUGGUCAAAAGGAAUCCUGCUGAGGUGAACAUGUGGAUGAGUUUUAUCAGCUACACAGAUGAAAUUGCGUCAUGUGCCGGCAUAAAGCCUAGCGUGCUGAGGCUGCUCCUGACGGACCCCCGGCUGGGCCUGGCAGUGUUUUUUGGCCCCUGCUCACCCUACCAGUACCGCCUGGUGGGACGGGGCCGCUGGAGCGGGGCCAGAAGCGCCAUCCUGACUCAGUGGCAGCGGGCUCUGAAGCCCUUGCGAACCCGCGUCAUAGAUGACUCCUCCGACAGCUCCUCCAGCUUACCCUGGCUGUGUCUCCUUGCCCUGCCUGCGGUUCUCGUGGCGGGUUUCCUCUUUUCUAAAUAUGCCCGGCCAUGGUGGAUCCCCAGGGCAGGUUUCCAUCUGUAGAAGAAACCCGGCAAAACAUGAUCUGGGGACAGUGCAGAGCUGUGCUGCUGCAAGGCGGCUUCAGUGGUGUCUGGGACUGUCACACACGCUGUCCCCAAGGGUGCCAGGAUAAGGGCUGGCUCCUGGGCAUGCCACCGAAACGGCGGCCACCGUCUCCUUCUGCUUCCAGGCAGACCAGGUGCACUUGCAAUUUGCAUUUCGCUGCACCACCUCCGGAGGUGAACUUUGCCGAGGAGAAAGCCAUCUGCAACCCCCUGCUCUGUUCUCGCCCCCAAAUCUGGCUGCUUUGCACAAGCAUCGGGUUGGCUCUCUACAGGCCUUUUGGGGAGAUCCUGAAGCGCUGGUCUGCGUGGCCAACGCAUCUGUGCGGGGGCCUCGUGCCUCAACUCAAGGCAGGAUCUCAGCAACAGGUCUAAGCCUGGGCCAGUAUUUCUUGGCCCUCUGCUUGGCUCAAGCCCUUUCCAUAAAUCUUCAGCAAGGUCCACGAAUCAAUGAGAUUUUUGAAACGCUCAAUGUUUUUUUAUUUGCCUCGUGUCUU